CCGGCCGUGGCGUCCAUUGCGCCGCCGAUUUUGUAGCGGGCACUGCCCCGACAUUCGUCAUGUCUGGCGCGGCAGAGGAAAGGAUGGCGCGGGCGAGGAUGGACAUAAAAGGCGGCGUCACCCAUUCCCGCUCCCACUUCCAUGCAGCAGACCACACCACACCAGCCGUCUUGGAAGCAACAGUUCCCAUUCAAAGAACAAGCCAUCGCCAUCACCACUUUCGCUCACCCUCCAACAUCCCACAGACAUCACCAUGACCACCACCACCACCACCACCACACCGAAAACGAAAACAAUCCUCUUCCUCGGCGCCACCGGCGGCGUGGCCCUCGCAACCCUCCGCCGCGCCCUGGCCGCCGGCCACACCUGCAUCGCCCUCUGCCGCACGCCCGCCAAGCUGACCGCCUGCUUCCCCGACAACACGCCCCCGGCCAACCUGCGCCUCGUCCAGGGCGACGCCCACGACGCGUCCACUCUCGAGCGCUGCCUGCUCCUGCCCCCGGCGGACGCGGAUGCGGAGAACAACGGCAACAGCAACGGCCCCGUCGCCGUCGUCGACGCCAUCGUCUUCUCCAUCGGCGCCCGGCCCACCCUGCGCGGCAUCUCCGACCCGCACGUGUGCGAGGCCGGCAUGCGCGCCCUGCUCGACGCCCUGCGCCGCUGUCGCGCCCGGGCCAACUCCAACUCCACAUGGACGCCCCCUCGCCUGGUGGUCGUCAGCACGACCGGCAUCAGCGCCCACCAGCGCGACGUGCCGCUGCCCAUGCUGCCGCUGUACAGGCUGCUGCUGCACACGGCGCACGAGGACAAGCGGGCCAUGGAGCGGCUCGUCAUGGACACCACUGCGACGACGACGACGAGGACGAGGAGGAGCAGCGCGAGAGGGGAGGAAGAAGAAGAACCGCAGGCGGAAGAAGGGGAUGGACCGGAGGACAACGACCGGCCGCUGGUCGACUGGACCCUCGUGCGCGGCAGUCUCUACACCGACGGGCCCGCCACCGAGGGGCGCGUCAGAGUCGGCAUGGAGGAUCCCGUCCGCGGCGUCGUGCACAGCCGCGCCGUCGGGUACACCAUCAGCCGCGAGGACGUGGGCAAGUGGGUGUGGGAGAACUGCCUUUGCGCGGAUGACGGCAAGUGGGUGGGCAAGGCGGCGACGAUUACUUACUAGCUGUUUUUUUUUUUUUUUUUUUUUUUUUUUUCUCUUCCCUCUUUCCCAUUCCCCUUUCUGUCGCUCUUGACUGUACUUUUGCGUUUGAUUAGAUGGUUGUGUUGUUGUUCAGUUCUCUGCAUUACUGACGUUAAUCAUUACGAAC
Messenger RNA from Thermothielavioides terrestris NRRL 8126, 1313 nucleotides. RefSeq lists its product as uncharacterized. The record is from RefSeq and is a predicted model, not a curated record. Bases 254 to 1168 code for a protein of 304 amino acids. NCBI's taxonomy places the organism in Eukaryota, Fungi, Ascomycota, Sordariomycetes, Sordariales, Chaetomiaceae. The transcript has a single exon.